Messenger RNA from Necator americanus (New World hookworm), 324 nucleotides. RefSeq lists its product as uncharacterized. Bases 1 to 324 code for a protein of 107 amino acids. Gene Ontology annotation, cellular component: cytosol. The record is from RefSeq and is a predicted model, not a curated record. Lineage: Eukaryota; Metazoa; Nematoda; Chromadorea; Rhabditida; Ancylostomatidae. The transcript has 4 exons.
AUGAUGACCUUCCAUUUAUGUUCGGAAAAAGACCUUGUGAAAAAAGUUGGCACUUCAUUCCGGAUCAAUGUAGCCGCAGCCGAUGGAUCUGUGAAAAAGUGGACUAUAGAUGCAAAGAGUAAUCCACCCUACGUUGGUCAGGAGGAGAAACCGGUGGAGAUCGAAAUAAACAUUAAAGACAGCGACUUCAUGAGUAUUGCGGCCGGGAAGCUAAAGCCGGACCAAGCAUUCAUGCAAGGGAAAAUGAAGCUGAAGGGAAACAUAGCAAAGGCGAUGAAGCUAAAAACUCUGCUUGACCCCAAAAUGCUUAAAGCAAAGAUCUAA